CGCUGUAGUUUCAGUUUUUGCUCCUGAAAAGUUUUUUGGGGCGUUUCUCUUCAGUCUGCUGUCCGCCUGUUACAUGUUCUCCAGCUCGCGACGUCGAUGUGUUUUAAACACGAGUGAGAUUCAUAACGGAUAGACUUUCACGAAAAAUGAACUUCUCUGUAAUUUAAUCGCAUUUGUUACCGUUCUGAAGAACUCUUGAGUGUUUGUUUGACUCUUAUCUCUGCAGUCUAAACCAGGAAGUGUUUAUGUCAACAGGCAUUGUAUGAACUUUUCCAGCCUGAUAGGUGAACUAAAUCCUAUCUGAAGUAACAUUUAAUCGCUUCCCUUUCUUUCCCAAGCCCACCCUGACUCACACUGAACACUCAAAGAUUGAGAGGAACGAGGACUGACACAUAGACGUUUUUGCUGUUGAAGCUGAAAGAUGGCCGAGCAGCUGCAGAAGCUUGUUGCACAGAAGAAGGAUGUUGUCGAGACAGUCAUGGAAGUGUUUGAGCAGGGCGCAGAAGUGGUGGCCAGCAUUGCUGGAGAUCUGUUCCCUGUGUUCUCCAUCGCAGCUCCGAUCGUGAAGCUGGCGCUGGAUAACGUGGAAAGCAAAGAGGCUGAGUACAUGAAGGAGCAGUUCCAGAAAGUGCGAGAUCGCCUGGAAGUCGUUUCUGAAGAAGUCCAGCAGAUAAACCAGGAGAUCAAGAAGAGCGGCAUAGAUGCCACCUACUUCUCCGUGGAGGAGAACCUGACCAACCAGUUCCGCAAAUUCAUGGAUGUCCUGAAUGCGAAACCUAAGUUCAGAGAUGUCAGAAAGAAAACGUUCCUGGAGCACUUCAACAGGACAGGGGGUGAUAAAAACCUGCACAUUCUUUACAACGCUGUAACCGGGGAUAACUUCUCAGGAGAGUCUGUGCUGGAAAUCACUCUGAAUUACGAGCAGAAGAGCCGCAGGGCGGUGGAGGAGUUUUGCGCUACCCUCAAAAAGUUGUUCUGUGUCGGUUUGAUCGCCUUACUGGGACACUCAGCAUUGAAAGGCGAUGACGAUGAGGAGAAGCUGCUUCAAGAUUGGGGUGAGAAGAUGAAAGUGGUGCAGAAUAAAAUGAACAUCGUGAUUGAAGACUGCAUCAACAGCUUUCCGACGCAGGCCGAGCUGGACGCCAAACGCAUAGUGAGAGACCAAAGCGACAAAAGCAACCAGCAACUGGCCGACUUGCUGGUAGAGCACCUGAAAAAGAAGUACGACUGGGUUUGCUGGUCAGUCCGCAUCUUUAACUCCCCCACCGGCCUGUUCACCAAAAAGAAAGUCUUCCACGUUUUGACGGGAAAGAGUCGCUUUCAGGUGCCAUCGUCAGAUGACAAGCUAAACGUUGUGGUCUCCUACAGCGCCUCACCUGAACCUGUCGAUAAAGCCCGGAUACAGAGCCUGAUUUCAGAGCAGAAGAAUCAGAAGAAGGUCAAAAUGACGCCGUUGGCUGAACAGCUUUUUGAGACAAUCCCUGUUAGUGUGGUUCACACAAUCAAGACCUCAUGCAAAGAUCUGGGCUUCUCCAGCAGCUUCUCUGACGAGCUGCACUUCUUUGAAGAAUUCAAGAAGUUCCAUGUAUUUAUUCAUUCUGCUUAAACACAGAGGAGAGAUAGAAAGAUUAACAGAUGUUGUAGGAUGACAUUUGAUUCAACAACUAUAAUUUGACUACUUAACCUCUGUAAGGUUAUGACUUAAUGACCAAAAUUAACUGUUGUACUCUACACUUUCUUUCUUUUUUUUAAUCUUUUUUUUUUCCUAGUAAUGCCUUUAUCUCUGCUUGUUUUAAAGCUGCAAAUUAACACUUUAAUAUAUCAAAUCUGUGUUUUAAUAUACCAAGUGUUUUGUACUCCCUUAUUAGUGUAUUUAGUAGGUGAUGGUAGUGUUUUAGGGACUAUGCUGGUAAUACAGGUAGUUUCAGGCGGCUCGCCAACAGACCGUCCAUGUAUGCAAGAUGUUUGCACAGUUGUGUUUAAAAGUUGAGAACACUUGUGAGGAAGAACUAAUUGCUAGAUUUGACAAAGUUAUUCAGGUUAAGUCUUUGACAGAAACAA
This is a messenger RNA of Cyprinus carpio (common carp), 2061 nucleotides long. RefSeq names its product protein rapunzel-like. Lineage: Eukaryota; Metazoa; Chordata; Actinopteri; Cypriniformes; Cyprinidae. The record is from RefSeq and is a predicted model, not a curated record.